UUCCGUCCUUUGUGGUUUAGAGCUUAUCGUUAUUUGCAGCUGGAUAUUAUGACCGCUGAUGACCCAUUAAUUUUGAACGAUAUAUAUGGGAUGAAAACAGGCUAUCCGCUUAAAAUGAAUGCAUCAUUUUCCAGCAAUGAUCCUUCAUUACAGGAAAUAUGGAAGGCAGGCUGGCGUACAGCACAACUUUGUGCUGGAGAUCUGUAUUAUGAUACACCCUAUUAUGAACAAUUACAAUAUACAGGCGAUAGCCGUAUACAAGCCUUAAUCUCUCUUUAUACCUCUGGCGAUGACAGACUGAUGCGGAAAGCGAUUCUGGAUUUUUAUCAUUCCCGCACUCCCGAGGGCUUAACACAGGGGCGUUAUCCGAGUAACAGAUUACAAAUCAUUCCGACCUUCUCUUUAUUUUGGAUAUCUAUGAUCCAUGAUUAUUGGAUGCAUCGGCAUGAUGAUGCCUUUUGUCAAACAAUUUCUCCCGGCUAUCAAUGAGACGCUGGAAUGGUUUCAUACCCGUGUUGAUCAAAAGAAAAAAUGUUAGGCCCACUCACGUGGUGGAAUUUUGUAGACUGGGAUAAUUUCAAUGACUGGGGCACCGCACCGGGAGCAGAUCAGGGAAAUUCAUCUAUCAUCACUUUACAAUAUGCCUAUACCUUGAAUCAAGCUGCAGAGCUAUUCAGAGCUUUUGACCACCCUGCACAGGCAGAUGAUCAGGAAAUGCUUGCAUUGGAAUUGAAUGAUCAUACCUAUUGGUAUUGUUAUAAUCAAACAAAUGGUUUGAUUGCUGAUACUCCCGAAAAACUAACCUAUAGUCAGCAUGCUGGCAUUUGGGCUGUUCUAAGUAGAGGUGUUACACUACAGGAGGCACAAAUUAUGAUGAGAAAGAUUCUGAAUGAUAAAUCAAUAGGUAAGGUUACUUUUUUUUAUCGAUUUUACCUUACACAGGCUUUAAAAAAGGCUGAAAUGGGAGAUUUAUAUUAUCAGGAGCUCGGACCAUGGAGAGCUAUGCUGAAAAUGGGAUUAACAACUUUCGCAGAAAAGCCGGAGCCUACAAGGUCUGAUUGCCAUGCCUGGAGUGCAAGUCCGGAUUAUGAUUUUCUGGCUACGAUUUGCGGUAUCAUGCCUGAAACCCCAGGCUUUAAAACAGUAUUAAUUAAACCUUCCCUAGGUAAAUUAAACGAAGUU
Molecule: messenger RNA, 1182 nt
Organism: Tuber aestivum (summer truffle)
Lineage: Eukaryota; Fungi; Ascomycota; Pezizomycetes; Pezizales; Tuberaceae
Source: the annotation of a GenBank genome assembly